Stegostoma tigrinum is the source of this 748-nucleotide messenger RNA. RefSeq names its product cathepsin M-like. Bases 1 to 612 code for a protein of 203 amino acids. Gene Ontology annotation, molecular function: cysteine-type endopeptidase activity. Gene Ontology annotation, cellular component: lysosome. The record is from RefSeq and is a predicted model, not a curated record. The transcript has 6 exons. Gene Ontology annotation, biological process: immune response. NCBI's taxonomy places the organism in Eukaryota, Metazoa, Chordata, Chondrichthyes, Orectolobiformes, Stegostomatidae.
AUGAGCUUGUCUCAACUGGUGGGGCCCUGUGGCUCUUGCUGGGCUUUCAGCAUGACUGGUGCCAUUGAAGGACAAUGGGCAAAGCAAGGAUCCUGCAAGUUUCAGAAAAGUAAUAUUGUUGCCAAAGUCGCCAGAUACAGAAACAUACAAAGAGGAGAACGUUGUUUAGCGAGGGCUUCGAGAAGAAUUGGACCAAUCGCUGUUUCGCUUAAUGCUCGUCCAAAGACCUUCCACUUCUAUAAACAAGGAGUUUACGCUGAUCCAAGUUGCACCCAACGCCGCGGCCAUGCAGUGCUCUUGGUUGGAUAUGGAAGGGAGCGUAGAAUGAACUAUUGGCUGGUUAAGAACAGUUGGGGGACAGAAUGGGGUGGAGAAGGUUACAUCAAAAUCGCUAAGGAUAAGGGAAAUCUGUGUGGAAUUGCCAACUAUGCAGUCUAUCCAACAGUGAAAAGGAGAAUGUGUAAAAUCGCAGUUUCUUCUGACUCAGCCAGAAAGAAAGAGGGAACCAUUUCUGCUGAUGUUGACUCAUUCAAUGCCAUUACUUUCGCUGCCUGCUGCAAUUUGAAAAGUGGGAUAAUAUCAGCUUCUGCACAUUUCUAUAGCUUCACAUAAAAGGUUAAUAUCAUUCUGUGUUUGAUGCAUGUAACCACAGUAAUAUCUGAGUGACUACAUUCUCCAGCUUGUGGAGAGACAAUAUCCUGCAUGUACAGCUGCUGCUGAGCGAUAUAUUAAAUACUGCCAGCAAUCA